CUUCAUCCAACUUGGCAGGUGGAGGGAAGCAGGUACUCCGGCUUUCUGCAGUGUUGCGGAGAUCAAUACCAGAAAGCAGAUAGUACACCCCGCAGGAUGGUGAGAUGGUGCCACUGCAGGGUACAAAGCUAUCCUGGAUAGAUGAUUUCAUCCCACUGUAGCUGUGAUGAUCCGGUUCAUUUACCAGAGAUCAUCCAAUAGCUCGGACUUGGGUCCGGUAUAAAGAGCUAUGCCCUCCUCCAUUUUGGAGCUGUCUCUCCAGCCUGCUUCUCCUAGUCUUGUCUGCACUCAUAACAUUCAUCAUGCUGGGGGCUUCAAUUCUGUUGACCAUUGCCAUUGCGGCCGAGGCCGUCUUGGGUAAUCCCAUUCAAGUACGCACUUCAUAUGCUGUGAAAGAGAAGCAUUGGGUGCCGAAGCGAUGGACCAAGAUGGGUCGUGCGCCAUCUGAGAAGAUUAUCAAUCUGCAGAUAGGUGUCAAACAAAGCAACUUUGGAGAGUUGGAACGUCACUUGAACGAAGUCUCUGACCCCGACCACCUUCGCUAUGGCAAGCACCUCUCCCACGAGGAAGUCAACGACCUCAUCAAGCCAUCUGACGAGUCUUUGGAUCUCCUGCACGAGUGGCUAGAGGCCAAUGGCAUCAAAUACGCCUCAUACAGUCCCGCAAUGGACUGGGUCAACAUCCAAGUCAAUGUUUUGACUGCCGAGCGCCUCUUGGACACCGAAUACCAUGUCUACCAACAUGAUGAUGGAACUGAGAUUUACCGUGCACCAACAUGGUCUCUUCCAAAGCAUCUUCACGAGCAUGUUGAUGCCAUCCAGCCUACUACUUCCUUCAUGCGUGCUAUCAAGAAGCGUGAGGUGGCUGCGGAUGCUACGAUUCCCUGGCCAUACCCAGGUAUCCACGAAGCCAGAUCUCCUGCGUUGAGAAAGGUUUGCACUAUAAACGGAACGACGCCGGAUUGCUUUGCAACACUCUACAAGACCAAAGGAUAUGUCCAAAAAGCCGCAGGAAAGAACCAAAUUGGUUUCAACAAUUUCUUGGGUGAAAUUCCCAUCCGGCCAGAUACCAAGCUCUUCCUCCAAAAAUACAAGCCAGACGCCGUAUCUGGAGCAGCCAAGUUCAAAUUCGUCAGCAUCGACGGUGGGCCACAGCAAGAUACAGCUCUCACACCCGAACAAGCCACAGAAGGCAUCUCCGUCGAAGCCAACCUCGACGUCCAAACCAUCAUCGGCCUGACCUACCCCAUGCCCGUCACAGCCUACACAACCGGUGGCGAGCCCCCUCAAAUCCCAGACGAAGCAGCCGGCGACCCACCCGGAAACGAGCCCUACCUCACCUGGAUCAACUACGUCCUCGCUCAAAAGAAGCUCCCCCAAGUCAUCUCCACCAGCUACGGCGACGACGAGCAAACCGUCCCCCUCGACUACGCCAAGCGAGUCUGCAACGGCUUCGCACAACUCGGCGCCCGCGGAAUCUCCAUCCUCUUCUCCUCAGGCGACAGCGGAGCAGGCGACAUCGCCGGCAACAACGCCACAGCAUGCGUCUCCAAUGACGGGAAGAACACUUUCAAAUUCCUCGCCUCGUUCCCUCCAUCCUGCCCUUACGUCACAGCCGUAGGAGCAACCCAAGGGUUCGAGCCCGAGACGUCUGCUUCCCGCCCUGCAAACGGCUAUGGUCCAGAUGGAAAGCUCCACGGCUACUACGCUUCUGGUUCCGGCUUCUCGGAAUACUUCAAGCGCCCUUCGUACCAAGAUAAUGUUGUCCCUGCGUACGUGCGAGCCAUGAAAGGCGAGCACAAAGGUCUUUUCAACCCUGAAGGGCGCGGAUAUCCCGAUAUUGCGGCACAAGGAUUGUAUUUCCACAUCAUCUGGAACUCGACGGAUCGAAUCAUCUCUGGUACUAGUGCCUCGACGCCGUUGAUGUCGAGUAUUAUUGCGUUGGUUAACGAUGCGUUGAUUGCGAAGGGGGAGCCGACGCUGGGUUUCUUGAAUCCGUGGUUGUAUAAGAAGGGGUAUAAGGCGUUCACGGAUAUUACCGAAGGGUACAAUGGGGGAUGUAAUACGACGGGCUUCCCUACUACAAAGGGUUGGGACGCCGUGACGGGUUUUGGUACCCCUAUCUUUCCUGAACUGUUGAAGCAGGCUGGGUGUUCGUAGUGUUGUGGAUUGAAAAGAUAUCCGGUGGGGAUUUGGAAUGAUAUUUGUAGUUCAAUAUUCUGCUCACAACAGAAAACGAAUAAGAAUUACAUAUAUAAGCAUGUAAUCCAGCUUUUACUUAUGAGUUCUAAAGCUUCCAUUCGCGGAUGACUCCAUUAGAAAUAAGGUCGUUGGGCAUUCGAUUGGGAACGUGGUGGAUCUGCUUCUCGUGUGAAGACGACCGCGUCGCAGACCAAUUCAAGCCAACUAGUGAAAGUGGAGAAUCUGAAUCCAUAGCAAUCAAAUUUACACUAUCCUUUUGGCUGUUUGCUAUCCGUAAUAUAUUCCGACUGGUGACAGUUGUUGACUUUCACAACUUUCCGUCUC
Molecule: messenger RNA, 2525 nt
Organism: Cadophora gregata
Lineage: Eukaryota; Fungi; Ascomycota; Leotiomycetes; Helotiales; Ploettnerulaceae
Exons: 3
Coding region: 303-2159 (618 amino acids)
Biological process (GO): proteolysis
Molecular function (GO): serine-type endopeptidase activity; tripeptidyl-peptidase activity
Source: RefSeq, a predicted model, not a curated record